AUGCUGAGGAAACAAGAGCUCGGCUGUCAUUCAUAGUCUUGACGUCACCCUCCUCGCGCAGGAACUCGGCGCUUGUUCAUCAAUUAAAGCGCAUUUGGCGUUUACGUUCGUACUGUACGACAGCGAGUACUUGCACACUGAGAUACACAUAUGAAGUCCCCCUGCAGCACAGCCAACAUGGGAACCCAAAGAAAGGACAGCUUCCUCUGGGGGAAAGCACCUUUAGCGUAUCAAACUAAUGACAAGAAGCAGUCUGACGUCCAUAAGCAUGUGAUUCUAGAUGACAUUCAGAAACUCAGGCUGGAGAUCGAAAACAUGAUGACAGAAAUUCAAACAAUGGAGGCCGAUGAUGAGAAUAAAAAUGUUAUGAAGAACAAGAGAAUCCAGUGUGGCAAAAAGAAGUUUAACAUGGACCCAAAAAAGGGUAUCCAGUACCUAGUGGAUAACGACCUGUUGGAGUGGAAACCAGAGGCUGUGGCGGAGUUCCUCUACAAAGAGGAAGGCCUCAAUAAAACAGCUAUUGGCAAUUUCUUAGGAGAAAGGGAGGAGAUCCACCUUCAGAUCUUGCAGGCUUUUGUUCACCUUCAUGAGUUUUCAAACCUUAAUCUAGUUCAGGCUUUGAGGCAGUUCUUGUGGAGUUUCCGUCUACCUGGUGAGGCUCAGAAGAUCGACCGCAUGAUGGAGGCCUUUGCUCUGCGCUACUGCACCUGUAACGCUGGGGUUUUUCAGUCCACAGACACCUGUUACAUCCUUUCCUUCGCUAUCAUCAUGCUCAACACAAGUUUGCACAACCCCAAUGUGAAAGACAAGACCACACUAGAACGAUUCAUCAGCAUGAACAGAGGAAUCAACAAUGGAGGAGAUCUUCCCAAUGAACUACUCGAGAAACUUUAUGAGAGCAUUAAGAACGAACCCUUUAAGAUCCCAGAAGAUGACGGCAAUGAUCUCACUCACACCUUCUUUAAUCCGGAUCGAGAGGGCUGGCUUCUAAAAGAAGGUGGCAGAAUAAAGACCUGGAAGAGGAGGUGGUUCAUUCUGACUGAUAGCUGCCUCUAUUAUUUCCAAUAUACCACUGACCAAGAACCAAAAGGAAUCAUUCCCCUAGAGAACUUAUGUGUUAAAGAGGUGGAGGACGCACACAAACAGUUCUGUUUGGAGCUGUUUAGCCCUCAUCGUAAAGGAGAGACGAUAAAGGCAUGUAAAACAGAGACAGAUGGGAGAGUUGUGAUGGGCAAACAUCACUCCUACAGACUCAGUGCUGCUUCUGAAGAGGAACGUGCAGACUGGAUCCAGUCCAUCAGAGCUUGUAUCACAAAAGACCCUUUCUAUGACCUGGUGUCUGCACGCAAGAAGAAGAUCAUCAGCCACACCGAACAACAGGACUGAAGCUGAUUAAACAGCUGACAGAUUAAUGAACUGACGAGAUCUGAUCUUUCUGAACAGCUGCACACAGACUGAAGUACCAACAGUAGCCAAUGGUACUGACUGAAUGAGCUGGAAAUGAUGAAUGAGGUUCUCAGGGUGCUAAUUCUCAGGCCUCCCUCUCACCACGCAGAGGUCACCGCUGCUAUGUGUGCAGCCUCAGGGUUCAUUCACACAGUGGUGUUGUGGUCAGGAGUUUUGUCAAAAAAAUGUCCUAUUUAAUUUAUUUAAAGCUUACGGGAAAUUUUACAGUGAAAAUCUAGCGCUGUAAAGAUUGCAGUUUCUUUUAUAUGUAAAAUAUUGUAUAAAAAAAAAAAAAAAGCCAUUACUCUGACCUUGAAAAAGUUUGUAUAGUGUCACCUGAUAACUGUAGGAUUUUUCUAGUCAUGUUUGAAUUUUAUUUUCAAUGAAAAACCUUUAAAUUAAGCUACAUUUAACAGGGUGUUUGUUUUAAAUCACUAUUUUUUUUUCUGUGUAUUUUUCCAUUUGACUAAAACAUAUAGUUUUUUUUUUAAUCUAAUCAGUAUGUCUAUCUUGUAAAUAUUGCAGUGCCAGUUAGCAUUAAUUGUUAUCAGAUUGAAAUUGUCCAUAUUCUGCACAUAAUAAAUGAUUUAUUUAAUGAAUGUAUCAUUAUUUGAUUAUAAGCUUAUGUAAUUACAGAGAACUACUAAAUAAACUUGUAAAUACAUUAAAACCAUGUUAUUAAAAUACAAUGACUGCACUAGGCUGAUUUAAUUAAAAGUCUUUUCCUCUUUUCUCCAGCAGAGGGCAGUGUUGAUCAAGUCCUGUAGC
This is a messenger RNA of Megalobrama amblycephala (Wuchang bream), 2214 nucleotides long. RefSeq names its product cytohesin 4a (gene cyth4a). Gene Ontology annotation, biological process: regulation of ARF protein signal transduction. NCBI's taxonomy places the organism in Eukaryota, Metazoa, Chordata, Actinopteri, Cypriniformes, Xenocyprididae. The record is from RefSeq and is a predicted model, not a curated record. The transcript has 14 exons. The coding region runs from base 151 to 1386 and encodes 411 amino acids. Gene Ontology annotation, molecular function: guanyl-nucleotide exchange factor activity.